Molecule: messenger RNA, 9573 nt
Organism: Leopardus geoffroyi (Geoffroy's cat)
Lineage: Eukaryota; Metazoa; Chordata; Mammalia; Carnivora; Felidae
Gene: PCM1
Product: pericentriolar material 1
Exons: 43
Coding region: 788-7141 (2117 amino acids)
Biological process (GO): protein localization to centrosome; microtubule anchoring at centrosome; centrosome cycle
Cellular component (GO): centriole; ciliary basal body; centriolar satellite
Source: RefSeq, a predicted model, not a curated record
GCGAAUUCUCGCCCCCGCGCGGCCGUUGCCGAGGAGACGGCGCAGUCUCACGGCGCGUUGCCCCCUCUGCAGUCCCCCCGCCCCUCUUCUCCCACCACAAUGAGAUCCUAAGAUGGCGGUGGCUGCGGCGGUUGGCGCCGACUAGCUAAGGUAGAGAAGGCGGCCAUUGGGCCCUAGGCAGCCAGGGAACUUGUGGGCGCUCCCUGCUCUGGUCUCUGAGGGAGGACCCCUGCCGGUGGCGGGUCGCAGGGCCUGGCCGCCACUCCACCCUUGGCAGGAGGGGCUGCUUCGUUUACAGGUCUGUGUCAUGUGCCUUAUGAGUAACGGAUCGUAAUUUGGCGCUGGAAGAAGCGGGCUUUCUGGGCGCCCCUAUCACCCCCGCCUCAUAACUACUUUCCAGACUCCGCCUUCUGGUAUUCUCUGGUUACCGGAGUGGGUGUUAGAGAGCUUCGCGUGCACCUGCUCUUUUCUUUCCCUAUCACCUUCCCGGUGAGAGUCCUGGAAACCAUUAUAAGGAGUUUUUGAACAGAAGCAGGCAACAGCUUUGAAGUGUGAAGCAGAGAAGGAGCCGUUUCUGAGCUUUAAAACUAGUUUUAAACAGGUGCUUGACCAUCUUAAGUAUGGAGAAGAAAUUGAGAAAUUCCUCAAAUGAAACUGAUUAAACAACACAUAAUACCAAAUACUUAAGCAUUUUCUUCUCCGUUUCCAUUAAAAGUGCUUAGUACAAUUGGAUACUGUAUGAAGACUUUCAGAACAGUGUACCAGAAAAUUAAUUGGUAAAGCUAGGAUGGCUACAGGAGGAGGUCCUUUUGAAGAAGGCAUGAAUGAUCAGGAGGUAGCAAACUGGAGCACUGAAGGUGUUGAUGACCGACUUAACAAUAUGGAUUGGGGUGGCCAACAGAAGAAAGCAAAUAGAUCAUCAGAAAAGAAUAAGAAAAAGUUUGGUGUAGAAAGUGAUAAAAGAGUAACUAAUGAUAUUUCUCCGGAGUCAUCACCAGGAGUUGGAAGGCGAAGAACAAAGACUCCACAUACGUUUCCACAUAGUAGAUAUGUGACUCAGAUGUCUGUUCCAGAGCAGGCAGAACUAGAGAAACUCAAACAGCGGAUAAACUUCAGUGAUUUAGAUCAGAGAAGCAUUGGAAGUGAUUCUCAAGGUAGAGCAACAGCUGCCAACAACAAACGUCAGCUUGGUGAAAACCGAAAGCCCUUCAACUUUUUGCCGAUGCAGAUUAAUACUAACAAGAGUAAAGAGGCUGCUGUAAGUCCUCCAAAGAGAGAAGUGAUUGGAUCAGCACAAUGUAAAGAGUUGUUUGCCUCCGCUUUAAGUAAUGACCUUUUGCAAAACUGUCAAGUCUCUGAAGAAGAUGGAAGAGGAGAGCCUGCAAUGGAGAGCAGCCAGAUUGUAAGCAGGCUUGUUCAGAUUCGUGAUUAUAUUACUAAAGCUAGUUCCAUGCGGGAAGAUCUUGUAGAGAAAAAUGAAAGAUCUGCUAAUGUUGAGCGCCUUACUCAUCUAAUAGAUCACCUUAAAGAACAAGAAAAGUCAUAUAUGAAAUUUCUCCAAAAAAUCCUUGCUAGAGAAAAUGAGGAGGAGGAUGUUCGGACUAUAGAUUCAGCUGUGGGAUCUGGUUCUGUAGCUGAGAGCACAUCGCUAAACAUAGAUGUGCAGUCUGAGGCUUCAGAUACCACGGCCAGAGAUCCUCAGCAGGAACCUAUGGAAGAGAUAGAAAAUUUGAAGAAACAGCAUGACUUAUUAAAAAGGAUGUUACAGCAGCAGGAGCAGCUGCGAGCCCUGCAGGGACGACAGGCCGCUCUUCUCGCUCUGCAGCACAAAGCCGAGCAAGCUAUCGCUGUGAUGGACGAUUCUGUUGUAACAGAAACAGCAGGUAGCCUAUCUGGAGUUAGUAUCACGUCUGAACUAAAUGAGGAAUUGAAUGACUUGAUUCAGCGUUUUCAUAAUCAGCUUCGUGAUUCUCAGCCUCCAACUGUUCCAGACAAUAGAAGACAGGCAGAAAGUCUUUCAUUAACUAGGGAGGUUUCCCAGAGCAGGAAUCCAUCUGUUUCAGAACACUUACCUGAUGAGAAAGUACAGCUUUUUAGCAAAAUGAGAGUAUUACAGGAAAAGAAACAAAAAAUGGACAAACUGCUUGGAGAACUUCAUACACUUCGAGAUCAGCAUCUGAACAACUCAUCAUUUGUGCCUUCCUCAGCUUCUCCACAGAGAAGUGUGGAUCAGAGAAGCACAGCUGUGGCUCCCUCUGCCCCCACCGGCUUAGCACCAGUCAGUGGAGAAGCCAGUAGCCUCACGUCAUCUGUUCCUUAUCCUGUUACUUCUCUAGCUGCUCAGAAUGAGAGUGAAAAUGAAGGACAUCUGAAUCCAACCGAAAAACUCCAGAAGUUAAAUGAAGUUCGAAAGAGAUUGAAUGAACUAAGAGAAUUAGUCCAUUAUUAUGAACAAACAUCAGAUAUGAUGACAGAUGCUGUAAAUGAAAACACAAAAGAUGAAGAAACUGAAGAGUCAGAGUAUGAUUCUGAACAUGAAAACUCUGAGCCUGUUACUAACCUUCGAAAUCCACAAGUAGCUGCCACUUGGAAUGAAGUAAAUAGUAAUUCUAAUGCACAGUGUGUUUCUAAUAAUAGAGAGGGGAGAUCAGGCAAUUCUAAUUGUGAAAUUAACAACAGAUCUGCUACCAACAUAAGGGCUCUAAACAUGCCUCCUUUAGAUUGUCACUAUAAUAGAGAAGGAGAACAGGGGAUUCAUGUUGCACAAGGUGAAGAUGAUGAGGAAGAGGAGGAAGAAGCAGAAGAUGAGGGAGUCAGUGGGGCUUCGUUAACUAGUCAUAGGAGCAGUCUGGUUGAUGAGGCUCCAGAAGAUGCUGAAUUUGAACAGAAGAUCAAUAGACUUAUGGCUGCAAAACAGAAACUUAGACAGUUACAAGAUCUUGUUGCUAUGGUACAGGAUGAUGAUGCAACAGAUCAAGGGGUUAUCUCUGCCAAUACUUCAAAUUUGGAUGAUUUCUACCCAGCAGAAGAAGGCAACAAACAGAAUGCAAAUAACACUAGAGGAAAUACCAAUAAAAUACAGAAAGAUGCUGGAAUAAAUGAAAAGGCAAGAGAGAAAUUUUAUGAGGCUAAACUACAGCAGCAACAGAGAGAGCUCAAACAUUUGCAGGAAGAAAGAAGGAAGCUGAUUGGGAUUCAAGAGAAAAUUCAAGCAUUGCAAAAGGCAUGUCCUGACCUACAGCUGUCAGCCACUAGUGCGGGUAAUUGUCCCACAAAAAAAUAUAUCCCAGCUGUUACUUCAACCCCAGCUGUUAAUGGAAAUGAAACCAGUACAAGCAAAUCUGGUUUUGAGCCUGAAGAUCCUUCAGUAGUAGAUAAUGAGCUGUGGUCAGAGAUGCGAAGACAUGAGAUGUUAAGGGAAGAGCUAAGACAGAGAAGAAAGCAGCUUGAAGCUCUGAUGGCUGAACAUCAGAGGAGGCAAGGUCUAGCUGAAACUACAUCUCCAGUGGCUAUUUCAUUGAGAAGUGAUGGAUCUGAGAACCUGUGUACGCCUCAGCAGAGUAGAACGGAAAAAACAAUGGCAACUUGGGGAGGUUCUACUCAGUGUGCACUAGAUGAAGAAGGAGAUGAAGAUGGUUACCUUUCUGAAGGAAUUGUUCGGACAGAUGAAGAGGAGGAAGAAGAAGAGCAAGAUGCCAGUUCCAAUGAUAACUUUUCAAUGUAUCCUCCUAACAGUGUGAAUCAAAACUCUUAUAAUGUAAAAGAAACUAAGAAUAGGUGGAAGAACAGUCGCCCUUUUUCAGCAGAUGGAAAUUAUCGUCCUUUAGCCAAGACAAGACAGCAGAAUAUCAGCAUGCAGCGCCAAGAAAACCUUCGUUGGGUGUCGGAACUCUCUUAUGUGGAGGAGAAAGAACAAUGGCAAGAACAAAUCAAUCAGCUAAAGAAACAACUGGAUUUCAGUGUCAAUAUUUGUCAGACUUUGAUGCAAGACCAGCAGACAUUAUCUUGCCUGCUACAAACUCUUCUCACGGGUCCCUACAGUGUCAUGCCCAGCAAUGUUGCGUCUCCUCAAGUACACCUUAUAAUGCACCAGUUGAACCAGUGCUAUACUCAGCUGACGUGGCAACAGAAUAACGUGCAAAGGUUGAAACAAAUGCUAAAUGAACUUAUGCGCCAACAAACUCAGCACCCAGAAAAACCCGGAAGCCAGGAAAGAAGCAGUGGUGCAUCUCACACCUCUUCUCCCAGUUUAUUUUGUCCUUUCAGCUUUCCCUCACAGCCUGUAAAUCUGUUUAACCUACCUGGGUUUACUAAUUUUUCAUCGUUUGCACCGGGUAUGAAUUUCAGCCCUUUAUUUCCUUCUAAUUUUGGAGAUUUUUCUCAGAAUAUUUCGACACCCACUGAACAACAGCAACCAUUAGCCCAGAAUUCUUCAGGGAAAACAGAAUAUAUGGCUUUUCCAAAACCUUUUGAAAGCAAUUCUUCUAUUGGAGCAGAAAAACAAAGGAAUCAAAAACAGCCCGAAGAGGAGGUGGAAAACAGUAGGACACCAUGGUUAUAUGACCAGGAAGGUGAAGUAGAAAAACCAUUUAUCAAGACUGGAUUUCCAGUGCCUGUAGAGAAAACUACAAAUAGUAAUCGCAAAAAUCAGUUAGAUACCAGCCGGAGAAGACGCCAGUUUGAUGAAGAGUCUUUAGAAAGCUUUAGCAGUAUGCCUGAUCCAGUAGAUCCAACCACAGUAACUAAAACAUUCAAGGCAAGAAAAGCAUCUGCACAGGCCAGCCUGGCAUCUAAAGAUAAAACUCCCAAGUCAAAGAAUAAGAAAAGGCAUUCUACCCAGCUGAAAAGCAGAGUUAAAAAUAUUGGGUAUGAAAGUGCCAGUAUGUCUAGCACAUGUGAACCUUGCAAAAGUAGGAACAGACAUUCAGCCCAGACUGAAGAGCCUGUUCAAGCAAAAGUAUUCAGCAGAAAGAAUCAUGAGCAGCUGGAAAAAAUAAUAAAAUAUAGUAGGUCUACAGAAAUAUCUUCAGCACAUGCUAGGAGAGUGCUACAGCAGUCUAACAGAAAUGCAUGCAAUGAAGCGCCAGAAACUGGGAGUGAUUUUUCCAUGUUUGAAGCUUUGCGGGAUACCAUUUAUUCUGAAGUAGCUACAUUAAUUUCUCAAAAUGAAUCUCGUCCACAUUUUCUUAUUGAACUCUUCCAUGAGCUUCAGCUACUUAAUACAGACUAUUUGAGACAGAGGGCUUUAUAUGCAUUGCAGGACAUAGUAUCCAGACAUAUUUCUGAGAACCAUGAAAAAGAAGGGGAAAAUGUAAAGUCAGUGAAUUCUGGUACUUGGAUAGCCUCAAACUCAGAACUUACCCCCAGUGAAAGCCUUGCUACCACUGAUGAUGAAACUUUUGAGAAGAACUUUGAAAGAGAAACACAUAAAAUACGUGAGCAAAAUGAUGCUGAUAAUGCUAGCGUCAUGUCUGUAUCUUCAAAUUUUGAGCCAUUUGCAACAGAUGAUCUAGGAAACACUGUGAUUCACUUAGAUCAGGCAUUAGCCAGAAUGAGAGAAUAUGAGCGCAUGAAGACAGAGGCCGAGAGGAGCACAAACACAAGAUGCACCUGCAGAAUUGUUGAGGAUGAGGACGGUGCUGCCGCCGCGGCUACCGUUCCUAACUUGGAAGAAACUCCCAUUGAAAAUUGUAGUUCACAACAACCUGUAAGCGAAGUUUCUACUGUCCCAUGUCCUAGAAUUGAUACUCAGCAGCUGGACCGGCAAAUUAAAGCCAUUAUGAAAGAAGUCAUUCCUUUUUUGAAGGAGCACAUGGAUGAAGUAUGCUCUUCUCAACUUCUAACUUCAGUGAGACGCAUGGUUUUGACCCUUACCCAGCAAAAUGAUGAGAGCAAAGAGUUUGUGAAGUUCUUCCAUAAACAGCUUGGAAGUAUAUUACAGGAUUCACUGGCAAAAUUUGCUGGCAGAAAACUCAAAGACUGUGGAGAAGAUCUUCUUGUAGAAAUAUCUGAAGUGUUGUUUAAUGAAUUGGCUUUCUUUAAGCUCAUGCAAGAUUUGGAUAAUAAUAGUAUAACUGUUAAACAGAGAUGCAAAAGGAAAAUAGAAGCAGCCGGAGUGAUACAGUCUUAUGCCAAAGAGGCCAAAAGGAUUCUUGAAGGAGAUCAUGGCUCACCUGCUGGAGAAAUUGAUGAUGAAGACAAAGACAAGGAUGAGACCGAAACAGUUAAGCAGACUCAAACAUCUGAGAUGUAUGAUGGUGACGGUCCCAAAAACGUGAGAUCUGAUGUUUCUGAACAAGAGGAAGAUGAAGAAAGUGAAGAAUGUCCGGUGUCUAUUAACUUAUCCAAAGCUGAAACUCAGGCUUUGACGAAUUACGGAAGUGGAGAAGAUGAGAAUGAAGAUGAAGAGAUAGAAGAAUUUGAGGAGGGACCUGUAGAUGUUCAGACUUCACUUCAGGCCAACACUGAAACCGCGGAAGAAACUGAACACGACGAUCAGGUACUACAGCAUGACUUUGAAAAAUCAGGAGAAAGCAAAAAUGUCCCAUCAGAACAAGAACCCACUACUAGUAAAGAUGACCAAGAUAGCACUCCUGUGAAACCCUGUUACCUCAACAUCUUGGAAAAUGAGCAACCUUUAAAUAGCGCCAUCCAAAAGGACUCUCUUACUACCAUUGAUUCAUCUAAACAGCCUAACCCUUUGCCUUUACCUUUAACUGAAAUUGAAACCUUGGUGCCUGCAGUCAAAGAAGUUAAAUCUGCCCAGGAAACUCCUGAAAGCUCUUUGGCCGGAAGUCCUGACACUGAAUCUCCAGUGUUAGUGAAUGACUAUGAAGCAGAGUCUGGUAACAUAAGUCAAAAAUCUGAUGAAGAAGACUUCGUGAAAGUUGAAGAUUUACCACUUAAACUGACAAUAUAUUCAGAGGCAGACCUAAGGAAGAAAAUGGUAGAGGAAGAACAGAAAAACCAUUUAUCUGGUGAAAUAUUAUGUGAAAUGCAGACUGAAGAAUUAGCUGGGAAUUCUCAGACACUAAAAGAACCUGUCUUCACAGCAUCUUCCCCAGGAGUAGAUUGUCUCUCCAGGAACCACUGUCUGUGCUCAUCCAUAAGAAGCAAUCCCUCAUCCAUUCAAGUGUUAUGAGAAUGCAGCAGUUCAGUCACAUCAUCAAGCUAAUUCUAAUUCUCUUAUUUCUACCACAUCUGCAGUUACUUCCUCCACGGAAGUCUGGAACCUUCAUAGUCGUCCUUGAGUGUUGGCAUCCACUUCUUUUAAACUCCUGUUAACAUUGAUAUUUUGACCUCUCCCCACGAAUCACAAAUGUUCUUCGUGGCAUCUAGAAUGGUGAAUCCUUUCCAGGUUUAGUUUACGUUGCCCACAUCCACUUCAGGAAUCACUCUGUGGCAGCUACAGCCGUACAAAAGGUAUUUCUUCAAAAGUAAGAUUCUAAAGUCAAAAAUACACCUUGAUCCAUGGGGUGCAGAAAGGAUGUUGUGUUAGCAUGCAUGAAAACAACAUAAAUCAUGUACGUCGCCAUCAGAGUUCUUUGGUACAAUGUUAAUGAGCAGUAAUAUUUUGAAAGAAAUUUUUUUUUCUGAGCUGUUAGGUGUCCAUCAUGGGCUUAAAACAGUAAACCAUGUUGCCAACAGAUGUGCUUUGUUUACAGAAUGGCCUGUGGGCAUUGGCUUCAACUUAAAAUCACCAGCUUCGAUAGCCCCUAACAGAGUCAGCCUGUUCUUUAAACUCUGAAGCUAGGCAUUGACUUCUCUCUAGCUAUGAAUGUCUUGGAUGGCAUCUUCUUCCAAAAGAAGGCUACUUGACCUGCACUGAAAAUUUGUCGUUUAGGGGCACCUGCGUGGCUCAGUCGGUUGAGUGUGCGACUUGGUUUCCGCUCAGGUCAUGAUCCCAGGGUUGUGGGAUCAAGCCCCACAUCAGGCUCCUUAAGAUUUCCUCUCUCCCUCUGCCCCUCUUGCCCACUCGCACGUUCUCUCUCAAUUAAAAAAAUAUAUAUAUUGUUUAGACACCUGCAUCAGUUACCUGGAUAACUUGCUACAUCUUCUACAUCAGCACUUGCCACUUCAUCCUGCACUUUUAUAUUAUGGAGAAGGCUUCUUUCCUUAAAUCUCAUGAACCAAUCUCUGCCAGGUUUCUACUUUCCUGUUGAAGCUUCCUCACCUCUCUGAGCCUUCACAGGAUUGAAAAGAGUUAGGGCCUUGCUCUAGAUUAAGCUUUUGCUUAAGGGAAUGCUGUGGUUGGUUUGAUGAUCUAUCCAGACCACUCAAACUUUCUCCCUAUCACCAAUAAGGCUGUCUCGCUUUAUCAUUCAUGUGUUCACCAGAAUGCCACUUUCAGUUUCCUUCAAGAACUUACUUGCAUUCACAACCUGGCCUGCCCGUUUGGCGUAAGAGGGCCAGCUUUCAGUCUUUCUUGGCUUUCUAUGUGCCUUCCUCAGCGAGCUGCGUCAUUGUGAGCUUCUGAUUUAAAAUGACAGACACAGCAACCUACUUAAUGGGAGAUUUGUCAAUGACGUAACCAAUAAAGAGUUAAUAUCCAAAAUAUAUGUAGAAUUCCUAAAACCCAAUAGCAAAAAAAAAAGAUUAAAAAUGUGUAGACGAUCCGAAAAGACAUUUUUCCAAAACAGACAUACAGAUGCUCAGCAUCACUAAUGACAGAAAUGCAAAUAAAAACCACAAUGAGAUAGCACUUCACACUAGUCAAAGUGACUAGUAUCAGAAAGGCAAGAUGUAACGUGUUGGCAACCAUGUGUAGCAAAGGGAACCCUCACGCACUGCUGAGAAUGCAAACUAGUGUACCCGCUGUGGAAAACACUGGAAAAAUUAAAACAUGACCCAAUAAUUCUGCUACUGGCUAUUUACCCAAAGAACAAGAAAAAGAAAACACUAAUUCAAAAAGAUACAUGCACCCCUAUGUUUACUGCAGUAUCAUUUACAAUAAGCUAACAUAUGGAAACAACAAAGUAUCCAUUGAUAGAUGAAGAUGUGGUGUAUGCAUGUAUAUAAAACGGAGUAUUACCCAGCUGUAAAAAAGAAUGAGAUCUUAACAUUUGCAACAACAGGGAUGAACCUAGAGGGUAUUCUGCUAAGUGGAAUAAGAGAAAGAUAAAUACCAUGUGAUUUCAUUCAUACGUGGAAUCUAAAAAAAAAAACCCCGCCCCCCAGAUUUGUACAUAUAGAGAACCUGUGGCUGCUAGAGAAGGUGGGGGUGGUGGGGAACUAAGGGGAUUAUAAGAGGUACAGACUUUCCAAGGAAAAAAGAAAGAGAUGUAUGGUUUACCUUGCAUUGGAACCCUUAGAAGCCACUGUAAAGUUAUUAAGUGGGCUGGGGCGCCUGGGUGGCUCAGUCCGUUAAGUGUCUGGACUUCAGCUCAGGUCAUGAUCUUAUGGUUCGUGGGUUCGAGCCCUGAGUCGGGCUCUGUGCCGCUGAACACUCUGGUCAGAGCCUGGAGCCUGCUUUGGAUUGUGUGUCUCCUCUCUGCCCCUUCCCCGCUCAAGCUCUGUCUCCGUCUGUCUCACAAAAAUAAAUCAAUGUAAUAAACAAGUUAUUAAGUGGCCUAA